AUGUCUCUUUUGUCCAUUGGUAUCCUCCUAGGCAGUCUUCCUGUCGGGUCCAGCCAAUUUCCUCGGGCAUGUGCCAAUUCAGACAGUCUGCUGCGAAAGGAGUGCUGUCCUCCUUGGCCAGGUGAUGGUUCCCCUUGUGGAGAGCUCUCAGGUAGGGGGUCCUGCAAGGACAUCAUUCUCUCUGAUGCCCCUCUUGGUCCUCAGUUCCCCUUCUCUGGGGUGGAUGACAGGGAGGACUGGCCUGUGGUGUUCUAUAACAGGACGUGCCAGUGCUCCGGCAACUUCAUGGGGUUCAACUGCGGUGGUUGUAAGUUCAAUUUUGUGGGUCCCAACUGCACUGAAAAGAGGCUGCAAGUGAGAAGAGACAUCUUCCGGCUGAGCGCCAGAGAAAAGUAUCAAUUCCUUGCCUACCUCAACCUGGCAAAGCACACCACCAGCCGGGAUUUUGUCAUCGCCACUGGAACAUAUGCCCAGAUGAACAAUGGAUCCAAUCCCAUGUUCCAAAGCAUCAACAUGUAUGACCUCUUCGUCUGGAUGCAUUAUUACGUGUCUCGGGACACGUUGCUUGGAGGCACAGAUGUCUGGCGGGACAUUGAUUUUGCUCAUGAGGCUCCAGGUUUCCUUCCUUGGCAUCGUGUUUUCUUACUCAUGUGGGAACAUGAGAUCCAGAAGAUCACCGGGAAUGAGAAUUUCACCAUACCUUACUGGGACUGGCGUGAUGCCCAGGACUGUGACAUAUGCACAGAUGAGUACAUGGGUGGAAGGCACCCCAGCAACCCCAAUCUUCUGAGCCCUGCUUCUUUCUUCGCUUCAUGGCAGGUCAUCUGCAGCAAAUCAGAAGAGUACAACAGCCGCCAAGAACUUUGCAAUGGCACAAGCGAAGGGCCUAUUCUUCGAAAUCCUGGGAACCAUGAUAAGGGGAGGACUCCCAGGUUGCCAUCCUCUGCUGAUGUUGAAUUCUGCUUAAGUCUGACCCAGUACGAAGCUGGAACCAUGGACAAAAUGGCCAACUUCAGCUUCAGGAACACUUUGGAAGGCUUUGCAAACCCAAGUACUGCAAUAUCAAACUUAUCUCAAAGCAGUUUGCAUAAUGCACUGCACAUCUACAUGAACGGCUCGAUGUCCCAGGUACAAGGAUCGGCUAAUGAUCCCAUCUUCAUACUGCACCAUGCUUUCGUUGACAGCAUUUUUGAACAGUGGCUGAGAAGACAUCAACCGCUACGUGAAGUGUACCCUGCAGCCAAUGCCCCGAUUGGACACAACCGGGAAUAUUACAUGGUUCCCUUCAUUCCCCUCUACAGGAAUGGGGAAUUCUUCGUUCCAUCAAGAGAACUAGGAUAUGACUAUGAAUAUUUAAUCAAUCCAGAACCCAACCCCUUCCAGAAUUUUUUUGUGCCUUACUUGGAACAAGCCCGUCAGAUCUGGCCAUGGCUGGUGGGGUCUGUUGUGGUCGGUGCUGCCAUAACAGUGCUGGUUGGGUUCAUCAUCACUCUGGCCUGUCGGAAGAAGAAAAAAAUCUCAGAGGAAACACAACCUUUGCUCAUGGAGACUGAAGAUUAUCAGCAUUACCAGUCACACGUAUAA
This is a messenger RNA of Varanus komodoensis (Komodo dragon), 1584 nucleotides long. It is a transcript of the gene TYR, whose product is annotated as tyrosinase. Lineage: Eukaryota; Metazoa; Chordata; Lepidosauria; Squamata; Varanidae. Gene Ontology annotation, biological process: melanin biosynthetic process; pigmentation. The coding region runs from base 1 to 1584 and encodes 527 amino acids. Gene Ontology annotation, molecular function: tyrosinase activity. The record is from RefSeq and is a predicted model, not a curated record. The transcript is spliced from 6 exons.